Molecule: messenger RNA, 1251 nt
Organism: Angiostrongylus costaricensis
Lineage: Eukaryota; Metazoa; Nematoda; Chromadorea; Rhabditida; Metastrongylidae
Source: the annotation of a GenBank genome assembly
AUGGUCGAUAGGAAUCAGAACCGAUCGGCGGCUACGAUAUCGAACUCCGGACGUGAAGUGAAUCGUAUUAUCAGCAACGCAAUUGGUCAGUUGGAGGAUGUGAUGAGAGGAGAUCAGCAAGGGCAUAUUCCUUAUUUGACGACAGCACGCGAUAGUUCUACGUUCGAUGACACUUCUGCCGGUUCAACUCACGUCUCCACAGCUGUGUCUCCGAGUAACGACAUCAUCACAUCACCUGCAGACUCUCUUCGUAGAGGACAGCUUUUUGGCAGAAGCAGUUCUUCCCACUCUCGAGACAAUGCACCGUGUGGAGUUGAGCAGCCUAUAACCUCAAUCCCAGUGAUACCAACGGUGCCACCAUCGGAAGAAACGACUACAGCAGGUCCAGGACUGGACAGCGUUCCUCAAAAUGCGAACGCUCAAUCAGUUAAGAAAUACCAUAGUGAACACCUCGUGAAAACAGCCGAAGCAAUAGGAUCACCUUGCGGAAGAAAGCAUCUUCAUAUACCGCAAGGGCCGUCCGCAGUUACUACGGAUAAAAUAGUAUUUUACAAUACCGAUAAGCACGCCAAGCCAAGUUCUUCGUUAGGAGAGCACUACCCUUUUGCAUCCGCUGAGCAUCACACAUUAUGCGCUCAGACUCCAGUUUUCACCGGAACGUCAAUUCCAAGCGAUUCAUCACACAGAAGGGCCUCUCACACACGUAUAGAUACGUUACCAACUGCUAGCAAUCAAACGCAUGUGAACAUUUCUUCGUUUGAUCCAGCUCCAAAAACAGCUUCAUUAAAUGGAAGACAGAGCAACUCCAUCGAAGCAAACACGUCGUGCGCUGAGACGCGCACCUCUGAGUGGCUUACGAGUGAACGAUCGUCGAAGACCGUUAAUUCGUCAGGCACUCUAGAGGGGUCUAUAACACAGAGCACAAAUCACUUCGAAGCUGGAUCUCCAACAUCUGCAUCAGGACGGCUGCCAUUAACCGGAUUUGAUCGCGAACAAUGGAACAUUGCCAGAAACGACAACAGCGACACAGCCAUGCCUCGUCUGAUUACAGCACGCGAGUCAUCGGAAGAUAGUCUUCAUACGGCUAAAGGUGAAUUCAGUUUAUCAACUCCUCCAAUAUCAACGACAGUGAAACAUCCAUCAUCGUUUAACCUACUUAAUGGAGGGGCAUCGGUAGUGAAAAAUCCUAACACCACUCAAAAAGCAGAUAUGAUGGACGUCCAGUCAUCACAGAGAACUUUAUCAUGUUAG